GCUCGGUGUGAACUAUGACCUUAAGGAUGUAUUCGUGCUGCACACGAAUUGUCUUUGGCAUCGUUCUCUGUCAAAGCCUCAUCACCUGAGAAUCUUCACUUAGAACGUCAUCCUAAACAGCGUAUUACCUUAGUUUUAGUUCAUAUCAGCUUCUCAUAUUUUUAUACGGCCAGUGAGAGAGGUUGAAUGCCACUUGAACUUCUGUUGAUCUUCCGAAAAGUUCUGACUCGACGUUUGUGCAAUGUAUCAACGUCUUUUUGUAGAAUACCUUGGUUCUGAUGGUGAGGUUUUUAUUUUAGAAUCCAAUUUCUAUAAUGUCUAAGGGAAUAACAUUGUGUGGCCAACAAAUUGCCCAAGUUAUUGGUCAAAAAAUUAGAUCGGAUGUGGCUUAUUUAAAAUCAAACUUCAACAUUUCUCCCAAAUUGGUCGUUAUUGAAGUUGGUAAUCUACCUCAGUCAAAGUUGUACAUAACGCAAAAAUCCAAAUUUGCAGAAAAGUAUGGCAUACUUUUGUCUCACAUGCGAUUUCCAUCACAUAUACCUGAGUCAGUGCUUUUAGAUUACGUUUAUAAGUUGAAUUCUGAUUCAUCAGUGCACGGUAUCACUUUACAAUUACCGUUUGAUUCCGAUUCAAAUAUUAAUGUUACCAAUUCACUGAAUGCUGUUGCUACUCUCAAGGAUGUUGAAGGUCUAAAUGCUUAUAAUACAGCUGUAUUAAGUCGUGGGGAUAUACUAUGUCCUCACUGUGAAAACGUAAAACAACAGCAUGUUCAUAUACCUUGUACAGCAGCCGCAUGCUAUGCUUUUAUUCGUCAUGUUAAUUUUCCUAUAAUUGGUUCACGCUGUGUAAUCAUUGGUGGUGGUCGUCUUGUUGGAGCACCCACAGCGGACUUGUUGUCACGGUCGUGCGGUGCAACAGUUAUACAAUGUCAUAUACAGUCAAAUAAUAUUAACGAAGAAAUUAAGCGAGGUGAUGUUGUUAUCUCAGCAGUUGGACAUCCAAGAUUAAUAAAGGGUGAAUGGAUUAGACCAGGAGCAUUGGUAAUUGAUUGCGGCUAUUCUGUUCUGAAUGAUCCUCAAAAUCCAAACAAAUCACGAUGUGUCGGUGAUGUAGAAUUUGAAACAGCUAUAGAAAACGCGAAGUGGAUUACACCAGUUCCAGGUGGUGUUGGUCCAGUUUCAAUCGCUAUGUUAUUUCGUAAUACUGUGAAUAGUGCUAAAUGGUCUGUAGGAUUAAAUAAUUCCAUAUGUUCUUGUCCAAAUUAUUGUGAAAACGAUAUCCUAUUUAAAGAGCAUGUUGAUAGAAAAGUGUCUACAUAAAAAUGAUGAUAGCUGUCUUAGUUAAUCUAAUCAAUGGAUAUUGUUUUUUAGUUAAAUAUAUUCUGUACUUAUUCAGUUAUUUUGAAGAGAUUCUAAACUAUACAUUUAUUGUACAUUUUUUCUACUACCUUAUAUUCAUUAGCGUUUUGCUAAUCGUAAUAUAGGCGAAAGCGAUAUUAAACUCUAUGUCACUUAUUUGUAUACUCAAUUAUUAUUACUUUUAAGUGAGUAUUUUAACUUCGUGCAAUUAGCAUCUUGUGAUGUAUAAUGUAAAAUAACCCAACUACAUAAUAAAACAUACAGUUCUUGUUGUUCAUAUGAAAUAAAAACAUAUUUUAUG
Molecule: messenger RNA, 1659 nt
Organism: Schistosoma curassoni
Lineage: Eukaryota; Metazoa; Platyhelminthes; Trematoda; Strigeidida; Schistosomatidae
Source: the annotation of a GenBank genome assembly